CCCUGACACAUGACGUCCCGUUCACUGCCCCCUCCCUUCUGCACCCGGAGGCCCCAGAGCAGCACUGCCGGAAGUGUCGUAAAAGCGAGGCGGAAACGCUGCGUCCUGACUGCCGGCGGCGGCGGCUUCCCUUUACGGCCGCGGGAUGGCUGACGCACCGUCUGGGCCUAGCGUGCUCUCCCACUACCCCGGGGCCGGCCUCGCCCUGCCGCCGGGAGACGAGCAAGAGGACGGGGAGGAAGAGGAGGAGGAAGGUCGGUACGAGCCCCGCCGCGGCCACCACCACCACCGCCGCCAUCACCAGCAGCUCAACGGCCUCAUCAGCCCCGACCUGCGGCACAUCAAGGCCCUGAAGAGCAAGCUGCCCCCGCCGCUCCACGAUGAACGGACUGGCGCCCCCAACGGGCUGGAGCGGCUGCACGAGCGGGAGGAGGCGGUGUUGGCCUCCCGCAUGGGCGCCUGCAGCCUGCACCCCGGGGACGGCUCCAUACGAUACGUGCGCUACGAGUCCGAGCUGCAAAUGCCCGAUAUCAUGAGACUGAUCACCAAGGACCUGUCGGAGCCCUACUCCAUAUACACCUACCGCUACUUCAUCCACAACUGGCCGCAGCUCUGCUUCCUGGCUAUGGUAGAAGAGGAGUGUGUAGGUGCCAUUGUCUGCAAGUUGGAUAUGCACAAAAAGAUGUUUCGAAGAGGUUAUAUAGCCAUGCUAGCCGUGGACUCCAAGUAUAGGAGAAAGGGCAUUGGUACAAAUUUGGUCAAGAAAGCUAUUUAUGCCAUGGUUGAAGGGGAUUGUGAUGAGGUCGUCCUGGAAACAGAAAUCACAAACAAAUCUGCUUUGAAACUUUAUGAAAAUCUUGGCUUUGUGCGAGAUAAACGCCUGUUCAGAUACUAUUUAAAUGGAGUUGAUGCACUGCGUCUUAAACUAUGGCUGCGUUAAGGCAAGGUGGUUGCAUCGAGGAACAAGGCCCCCCCCCCCCCCUCCCCCCCAAUCUGACGCUCGGUCAGGACCUCACUACCAUGCAGCGCUCCCGUCAGUAUCCCAUUGCGUGUCGCACUAUUUGUUGCACUAAGGCAUGGCGCGUACGUCCUGAACUCAACCGGAUCUACACUUUCUUUUCAACAUCGAGAAGACUUUCGUUUGGUACCAGCGACAUGUGCCACAAGUUGUCAGCCAAGACACCGUCAUUCAUUUGCAAAAUCUACUGACUGUUAUAUUAAAUAUAUAAAAAAAGGAUUAAAAAAAAAACAACAAAAACACAAAAAAAUUAUAAAAAUGAACAUUUUAUCACAAAACUUAUGUAAGAACUCUAAUCUUUGGUUCUCGGGGGGGAGAGGAAUUACAGCAGCCAAUGUAAAACUGUUGAAUUCUCUAAUUGUGCUAACGUUGCUACCAAUCUUGCCAUAGUUUUCUGAGGAAGGCAAAAAAUGUUCUCAGUAUUGAAUUUUUUUUUUUUUUUAUAUAUAUCUUUUUUUUUUUUUUUUUUCUCCAUUCUUGGUACCUUGGUAGUAAAUUCAAAAAAAUAAAUGCUUAAAUCCCAAUGUCAUUGUAGUGGCGGGUGGAAUAGUCAUGGUGUCUGCCAUGGUGCCUGUACAACGCCCACUCCUCCCCCUCCUAAGUUAGAAUGCAUGUUUUUCCCCUGAACUUUUUGAAAGGAAAUCGGUCGUUUUGGUUUUAUUUAAAGUUCGGAAAGUAAAUUAUUUCAAACUUUUAUAAUUUUGACAAAUAUAUAUUUUUUUUUCUUGCUUUUUCUGGUCAGUGUCGAUUGCCUCACUCUUCUUCUUUUUUU
Molecule: messenger RNA, 1790 nt
Organism: Bufo bufo (common toad)
Lineage: Eukaryota; Metazoa; Chordata; Amphibia; Anura; Bufonidae
Gene: NAA30
Product: N-alpha-acetyltransferase 30, NatC catalytic subunit
Exons: 5
Coding region: 146-940 (264 amino acids)
Biological process (GO): N-terminal peptidyl-methionine acetylation
Cellular component (GO): NatC complex
Molecular function (GO): protein-N-terminal amino-acid acetyltransferase activity
Source: RefSeq, a predicted model, not a curated record